GAUUUAAAUAUGAUUUAAAAACCUUUGAUUUUAUGCCAUAUGUUUCCUCUAUAAAUUGUGCACUUUGAGGACCUUAUUUUCACAUCAACCAAAAUAAGAAUAUCAUAUAAUAUAACUCACUAUUCCUCUCUCUCUCUCAAUGGCAUUGAAGGUUGUAAUGGUGUUGUUCCUUGCAAUGCUUGUGUUGACAGAGCAUAAUGCUAUGGCCCAAGACGACCGUAGCGCAAUAUGUGCAGCACUCUGUGCAGCUAGGUGCUUAAAAAGGCCGAUAUGCCUAACUCUGUGCCUUGCCGGUUGCUUUGCAACUACAAACACAGAUGAAUCAGUUGUUACUGACAUUGCAACUCGUAAUCAUGUUUGUAAUAUUGGAUGUUCCAUCGGCCAUUGCUCCAAGUUUCUCGUUCAAAAUGAAAAAGAGAAGUUUGGAAGUUGCAUGACAAAUUGCAGUGAGAACUAUUGCAUUGGCACUGCUCUGGCUGCUUAAGAACAAGUUCUAAUAUAAAUAAGUACAAUUAUGGCCACUAAGUAUGUGUCUAUGACACUAUAUUAUGUACUUAAGCUACUAAAUGCUUUUGUGGUUGUAAUUUCUAUGUUAUGUGUGUAAUUGUGUUAUUAUUGAAUAAAACUCUAGUGCUUCCUAAUAAAGCACUAAAGAUUUUAUUUCCAA
Messenger RNA from Capsicum annuum, 667 nucleotides. Its product is annotated as protein TAP1. Lineage: Eukaryota; Viridiplantae; Streptophyta; Magnoliopsida; Solanales; Solanaceae. The record is from RefSeq and is a predicted model, not a curated record. The transcript has 2 exons. Bases 140 to 484 code for a protein of 114 amino acids.